Messenger RNA from Hippopotamus amphibius kiboko, 13136 nucleotides. It is a transcript of the gene CSGALNACT2, whose product is annotated as chondroitin sulfate N-acetylgalactosaminyltransferase 2. The transcript is spliced from 14 exons. The coding region runs from base 483 to 2111 and encodes 542 amino acids. The record is from RefSeq and is a predicted model, not a curated record. Lineage: Eukaryota; Metazoa; Chordata; Mammalia; Artiodactyla; Hippopotamidae. Gene Ontology annotation, cellular component: Golgi cisterna membrane. Gene Ontology annotation, molecular function: glucuronosyl-N-acetylgalactosaminyl-proteoglycan 4-beta-N-acetylgalactosaminyltransferase activity.
UGGAGGUUGUCGGCGCGGCGGCGCGCCCGGAGGGUGGGCGGUGAGAUUGCGACUGCCCCAGCGAGCCGGGCGCCGCCCCGGUGUGCCCGCGGCUAGGGAGCUGGCGGCCGAACGGCGGCCGCCGUGCGCAGACGGGAGGACGCGGUCUUCGUUGCUGCCCGUGGACUUUCUCUAGUUGCAGUGAACGGAGGCUACUCUUGGUUGCAGAAAAAUUACCACCCAUGUCAUGGAUUUUAUCUAAUUGUGUAUAUCAUAUUUCUUUAUUCUGGAUAUGAUGGUAGCAGUAUAGGAAAUAUGCAUUAUUUCUCAUUUCUGGAGGUAGUCUUCAUCGCUGAAGGAAGAAGUUUUUUAAAGCUACAGCCGAAUUCAUUUUGGUACCUUUUAUGGAAAUACUGAUUUUGUUUUUACUUUUUUAUAACCUUUGGCAAAAGGUAUGAGCAAGCAAAGAGCUCAUCUCAUUAGGCAGGUCCACAUUGGUAAGAAUGCCUAGAAGAGGAUUGAUUCUUCAGACCCGGACCCAUUGGCUACUGUUGGGUCUCGCUUUACUCUGCAGUUUGAUAUUAUUUUUAUACCUUCUGGAAUGUGCCCCCCAGACUGAUGGAAAUGCAUCUCUUCCCGGUAUCAUUGGGGAAAAUUAUGGUAAAGAGUAUUAUCAAGCCCUCCUACAGGAGCAAGAAGAACAUUAUCAAACCAGAGCAACCAGUCUGAAACGCCAAAUUGCCCAGUUAAAACAAGAAUUACAAGAAAUGAGUGAGAAGAUGAGAUCAUUGCAAGAGAGAAAGAAUAUAGGGGCUAAUGGCAUAGGCUAUCAAGGCAACAAAGAGCAAGCACCUAGUGAUCUUUUAGAGUUUCUUCAUUCACAAAUUGACAAAGCUGAAGUUAGCAUAGGAGCCAAGCUCUCUAGUGAGUAUGGAGUCAUUCCCUUUGAAAGUUUUACCCUAAUGAAAGUAUUCCAGUUGGAAAUGGGUCUCACUCGCCAUCCUGAGGAAAAACCAGUUAGAAAAGAUAAGCGAGAUGAAUUGGUAGAAGUUAUUGAAGCUGGCUUGGAGGUCAUUAAUAAUCCUGAUGAAGAUGAUGAACAGGAAGAUGAGGAUGGUCCACUUGGAGAGAAACUGAUAUUUAAUGAAAAUGACUUCAUAGAAGGUUAUUAUCGCACUGAGAGAGAUAAGGGCACACAGUAUGAACUCUUUUUUAAAAAAGCAGACCUUAUGGAAUAUAGACAUGUGACUCUCUUCCGCCCCUUUGGACCUCUCAUGAAAGUGAAGAGCGAGAUGAUUGACAUUACUAGAUCAAUUAUUAAUAUCAUUGUGCCACUUGCUGAAAGAACUGAAGCAUUUGCGCAGUUUAUGCAGAACUUCAGGGAUGUAUGUAUUCAUCAGGACAAGAGAAUUCAUCUCACAGUGGUGUAUUUUGGUAAAGAAGGAUUAUCUAAAGUCAAGUCUAUCCUAGAAUCUGUCACAAGUGAAUCUGAUUUUCACAAUUACACCUUGGUCUCAUUGAAUGAAGAAUUUAAUCGUGGACGAGGACUGAAUGUGGGUGCUCGCGCUUGGGACAAGGGAGAGGUCUUGAUGUUUUUCUGUGAUGUCGAUAUAUAUUUCUCAGCCGAAUUCCUUAAGAGCUGCCGGUUAAAUGCUGAGCCAGGUAAGAAGGUGUUUUACCCAGUGGUGUUCAGCCUUUACAACCCUGCCAUCGUUUAUGCCAAUCUGGAUGUGCCCCCGCCUGUGGAGCAGCAGCUGGUUCACAAAAAGGAUUCUGGCUUUUGGCGAGAUUUUGGCUUUGGAAUGACUUGUCAGUAUCGAUCAGAUUUCCUGACCAUUGGUGGAUUUGAUAUGGAAGUAAAAGGUUGGGGUGGAGAAGAUGUUCAUCUUUAUCGAAAAUACUUACAUGGUGACCUGAUUGUGAUUCGGACUCCGGUUCCUGGUCUUUUCCACCUCUGGCACGAGAAACGCUGUGCUGAUGAGCUGACCCCCGAGCAGUACCGCAUGUGCAUCCAGUCCAAAGCCAUGAAUGAGGCCUCGCACUCACACCUGGGAAUGCUGGUCUUCAGGGAGGAGAUAGAGACGCAUCUUCACAAACAGGCAUACAGGACAAAUAGCGAAGCUGUUGGUUAAUGUUAUCAUUGACACAUUAGUCUGAACCACAAAUCAGCACUGUUUAUUUAGCCUUAAUUCCAACUCCAAAUGCAGUGCCUCUUUCAGAGAAGACAUGCUUAUCUCUUGUGUUCUUGCUGACAUUACUUUAGCAAUUUAACUUGGUGCGAGAAGAAAAAGCAAAUGUUGCAAUGCAGAGUCUCUGUUUUGUGAAUAUACUUCACUAUGGAAUCAUUGACAAAUCAAAAUCCGCUGUUUGUUCUAAGAGUAGUUUUUGAGUUACUGUCUGCCUGGCCUCAUGUUCCGCUGCGUAGCCUGGUUGCAUCUGGGCUGAGGAGUGGAAUGUGUUGUGCUGAAGGAGGGUCAGGAGCAUCCUGUUCCUGAAGAGAGGGUGGCGUGUUAUAGAUGGGGUGUGUCGACCAGGGCUGUUCCCCUGCCGACCACUGAGUCAACAUGCUUGGUUUUAAAUGAAGGUCUGGUCAAUUGCUUGAAGCAUCCUUUUUCACUGAUGCAGAGGAUAAUUAAAUGAUACAUCUAAAAUCCUCAACUAAUCAAGAGAAGGCAGAGAUAAAAAUCCCUCAACUUUGUGUUGCCUAGCCCCCUCAAUGUCUGUUUUUAAACAAAUGGGUAAUAGUAGAAAUACUAAGGUGAAAAUCUAUGACUUGAUUAAAAAUAUAAUGUGUUACUAAUAUAUCAUCCUGUUCAGGGUUAGGAGUCAAAGUUGCUAUGGACUGUUUUGAACAAACAGAAAUAAACAUGGAAACGUCUUUAACAGAACAGUUAAUUAUGCUGGAGUACAGGGUACUAGGGGUGUCUGGGAACAUCAGUUUAUAUGAGCCAGGGCUCUGUCAAGGCCUUCUUCUGGUUCAGAGUACAUGAGCAAAGCGUGGUGUUGUGUUUUACUUUGUGUUGUCUCAUUUAGCCUAGAUCCAUAUGUAUGUAUUAUUCUUUUUUCCUAAUAUGUUAAUUAUGCUACUUCUGUAUUUGCAGUAUUAUAAUACUUUGAGUUGAGGGGGAGUUUCACUGAAGGGAGCAAAACCACACAAUUUAAUGAGGCAUACCAUAAGAUCAUACUGAUUUGAGAGAAGGGGAGGAGGGGAAGGUUGUCUAAAUGGAAAUCCGAAUUACAGAAUAUUUUAGAGAAAUAUAUAACUUGCAGAUAGAAUGAUGUUUUAAUUGAGGUGUAAACUAUAUUAAUGCGACAAGACAAAUAAGAAAUAAUAUUCAGAUACAACUGUACUGUUAUUUUAUCACACAUGGAUCUUUGACCAUAGGGUCAGUUGCUAGAUCCACAAAUGGGAGAUAUGGUGAAAGGCAUGCAUAGAUUUUUGAACUUUUGGCUUUUAAAAGGGACCCGUAUUGAAUUCUUUCUAUUUGUAUAUAAACUCCUGAAAAUUCAUAGAAGACAAAUCAUUACUCUUUUUGCUCAGUAAAAUCAUAUCAUCUGAAAUAUUAUAAAUCCCAAAUUUCUUGGUGCUACGUGAAUUCAGUUUUACAAUAACUCUUAAUGUUCUUACAAGUUUUAAGUUGGAAUUGCAUUUAGGCCUGGUUUUUUAAGAUGUGUAAAAUGUUAUCUGCAAAAUUAUUCAGGCUGUUGUCUCCUUUUAUAUACAGUUAUUUAUCGUGAAGACCAGUGAAUUAAGGUAUUUAAAGUGAGAGAACCUAAUUAUUAGUUGCAGCUUGUUUUUUGACAGAAUCAAAUGAUUUUUUUUUCUCCUUUUUUUCUAAAACAAGCUUUUAAUUUAAAGAUGGAAGUUAAACAAUGGAAACAUUACUAUGCUUUUGACAGUAAACGGUACCAAUAAAGUAUUUUAUUACCAAAAGCUAAAUGAAAAUGUGAUAAGUUAGUUUUUCUGUUGUAGAAUAUCACAAAUACAGAAAAGUGUAUGACAUGUAAAUGUGUACUUUAAAGAAUAGUAAAGCCAGCACCAGUGCACCAGCUAUUCAGAUUAGGAUAUAGAACAUUACCAGUGAAAGGCCUCUGUGUGCCCUUUCUCGAUCACAUAACCUCACUCUCUCCAUAAUAGUCACUAUCCUGAUUUUUGUGAUAAUUUUUUCACUCAUUUUUCUUCACAGUUUUCCCAACUACGUAUGUAUCUCUACCCAAUAGACUGUUUUGCCUGUUUUGAAUUUUUAUGCAUGUUAUUUCAUUAUAUAUUCUCUAACUUUCAGUAUUAUGUUUUUGAGGUUCACUCAUGUUAAUCUCAAAAUUAAUCCAUUUUCAUUACUGACUAGUAUUCCACUGAAUGAACAUACUACAGUAUUUAUUCUACUCUUUAUAGAUAUUUGGAUGUUUAUAGUUUUUUUUCUUUUUUUUUGGUUUUCUUUUGCUAUCACAAGCAAUGCUGUCAUGAAUACUGCAGUGUGUGUCUCUUAUGAGUGUGUGAGAAUUUCUCUAGGAGUAAUGAUGCGAAGUCACCGGUUGUGUGCACAUUCAACUUACUUUCCAAAGUAGACCACCUCCAGCACUGUAAGAGAUUUACUUUGCAUCCUUGGCAAUACUUAAUUUUGUCAGGCUUAUUAAUUCUUGCUAACCUAGUGGGCUUUAGUGGGCUUUAGGUAUGAAUUGUAAUUAUAAUUAUAAUUUUCAUUUCCAGUCUUUUUGCCCAUUAUUAUAAGUUCAUAGGAAUUCUUCACGUAUUCUGGGUACCAAUUCUUGUUGGUUAAAUGUUUACAAAUAUCUUCUCCCAGGAUGUGGCUUGUCUUUUCCCAUUCUUGAUGAUACUUUUUGAUGAAUAAAAGUUAAAUUUAAUGUGUUUAAUCUUUUUCCUUUAUGUAUUCUUUUUUAUUAUUUAUGAGCUCAUAAUAGCGAAAGGUAUCUUAAAGCUAUUGUUCUGUAUUAUCUUCUGAAUACCUCAUACAUAGCUUUGCUUUUUCCAGCCAUAAAAGUGGAACAGGUUUUGUGUAUGAUGUGAGGUAAGGAUUGCAUUUCACUUUUUCCCAGCACUGUCUUACUAUGAAGUCCAUAUUUUACCCACUGAUCUGCAAAACCACUCUCAUCCAUCAGAUGUCAUACACGCACAGGUCUAAUCCUGGGCUCUCAUCUGUUCAACAGUUUAGGCUGUUUCAGCACGUCAUCAUAUCACAAUCUAAUAUUACUGUAACUUUAUAGAAGUUGAUAUCUCUAAGAGAUAGUCUACUCACCCUGUUCUUAAAGAUCAUCAUGGCCAUUUGUAGCCUUUGUACUUUUAGAAUAAGCUUGUUAAAUUUCACGAGAACUUUUGUGACUUUUAUUAGAAUCUCAUUGAAUCUAUAUAAGAUCACUUUGGGGAAAAUAUACAUCUCUUAUACAGAGCCCUCUGAUCCUUGGACAUGACAUUAUUUUGGUCUUAAUUAUCUUUCAAUUAAGUUUUAUACUUUUUCACAUAGUGAAUUUACAUGUAUUAUUUUUUUAAUUAUUUUUUCCUAAAUAGUUUGCAUUUUAUGCCAUUGUAACUAUCUUUUAUUGUAUUUUUAUUGUCUGUUGCUCAUAUUUAGAAAUCAAACUGAUUUUUGUGUGUUUUUUUGUGUUCAGUAACCUUGCCAAACCUUGCAAAUUAGUUCUAAUAAUGUAUUUCUAGUUUCUUUUGCAUUUUUUCUGUUAUACAAUCAUAGCUAUGAGUAGAAGUUUUGUUUCUUUUCAAUUUUUGUAUCUUUAACUUAUUUUUCUUAUCUUACCGCGCUUGUUAGGAUUUGUUGUGCAGUGUUGACUGGAAGUGAUAAUAGUGGACGUCCUGCUCAUAUUUCUAAUUUCAAGGGAGACAUUCUCAGUGUUUCAUCAGUAAGUAUGGUAUUUGCUGUAGGUGUUUUUAUAAAUACCCUUUAUUGAGUUAAUAAAGUUACCUUCUAUUAUAACUACUUGGCAAGUUUUUAUCAUGCUUAAGAGCAUUUAUCAAAUAUUUUUACUAUAUCUAUUGAGAUGCUUAUAUGAUUUUUUCCAUCUUUAAUAUGUUAAAUUGAUGAAUAAUUUUCUGAAGUACCCUUGCAUUCCUGGGGUAAAUGCCAGUCUGUCAUGAUGUAGUAUAUUCUCCUUAUACAUUGCUGGAUUCAGUUUGCAUGCAUACACACAUAUUUAUUUACAUAUCUAUAUAUUUCUGUGUGUGUGGGUGUGUAUAUGUAUUUUUUUUCAGGUGUUUUUCAUCUGUGUUCAUGAGUAAGAUUGCCUAUAUAUACUUCCUUUCUCAUCCUUGGGCUUUUCUAUUAAGGUUUUGCUAUCUUAUAAAAAACUUAAGGUGUUCCUUUGUACUCUGUUUCUAGAAAAGUUUUGUAAGAGUGUCAUUAUUUUUUCCUUUAAUAUUUGACAAAACUUCCUGAAAGCCACCUGGGCCUGAACUUUUUUAUAUAGGAAGAUCUCUGAUCACUGGCUCAAUGUAUAGAACUGUUCAGAUUUUCUAUUUCUUCUAGAAUCAGUUUUGAUUUGAGUUAUUUUAGGUAAGGUGCACUUUUCUAGGCAUUUAUACUGACAAAUUUGAAAUUUUAGAUGAAAUGUACAAAAUUGUUUGCCAUUUCUUCUUGCUAUCUGUGUAAUAUGUACAGAAUCUACAGUGAUAGCCUCUUUUUCACUCCUGAUAUUGUUUAUUUGUACCUUUUUUCUUGAAUAACCUUGCCAGGUGUUGGCAGAUUUUUCUCAGUCCUUUCAAAUAACUGACCCCCUACCAGCCCCACAUGAAAGAUCCAGUUGCUUCACAUCUCCCCAACACAACAUUUUCAGUUUUUAAUUUAGACUUUUUAAUUUGGGUGUGUACAAUUAUCUCAUUUUGAUUUUAGUUUAUCAUCAGGGAAAUGAUGUUGGGUAUCUUUUCAUAUGCUGUUGGUCAUUUGGAUAUCUUAUUUGUGAAAUACCUGUUCCAUUUUUUUGCCCUUUUUCGUUAAUUGGCUUUUUUUUUUUUUUUUUAAUGAUUUGUAGGAGUUACUUCUAUAUUCUGGAUAUGAGUCUUUUGUCAGAUUUAUAUAUUGCAAAUAUCUCCUCCCAGGCAGGGGACUGUUUUUCAUUCUCUUAAUAUUAUCUGUUAAUAAGAAAAAGUUCUUAGUUUUAAUAAAGAACAGUUUAUCACUUUUCUUUCUUUUAUGGCUAGUGAUUUUGGUGUCCAAUUUUAAAAACCUUUGCCUAAUCCAAAGUAAAGAAGAAAUGUUUGUGUUUUCUUUUAAAUGCUUCAUUGUAUAUUGCCUUUCAUAUUUAGAUCUAUGAUUCAUAUGGAAAUAAUUUUUAUAUAGUAUGCAGUAGGAGUCAAGAUUCACCCUUUAGAAUUUCUUUUAGUGAAGGUCUUGAUAGCAAACUCCAUUUUAGUUUAUAAAUAUCUUUAUCUCAUUUAAGAAAUAUUUUUGAAGGGUUUAAAAUUCUAGAUUGAGAAAUCUUCUAGCACUGUCGACUUUAAUAAUAUAAUCAGUUAUUUUACCAGCAAAAGUGAGUUUAUUUGGGAAUAGCCAGCAGGUUUAUUAGGGAAUAUCUUGCAAUUCAAGUUAUGUGAACUGCGGUGGACCAUAGGCAAAUCAGAAAACAAGGAAAGGAAACUUGCUUCUCUAGGGUGAAAGGGGGACCUGGGAUGGACUAUAUUAACCAAAGGGUCCAUUGGAGGAAACUGGGAGUUCAGAGUAUGGCAGCUUCUCAUUGGUGGGCUUCUGUAGUCUCUGAUUGGCUGGGUUGUCCUAGGGGAGAGAGGUUUUCUUCUUCCUAGUUGGUGGUAAAGCAGGUAACACCUUCCUGUGAUGGAGAUGUUUGCUCCCUCUCUUCCUGUUUGGGGUAAUUGAUGUUGCACAACUGGGUAUGAAAUUCCCCCUCCAGGCCUGUCCCAACUCUGACUCUAGCUGAGGCUUCUUUAAUUCCACACACAUUGAUCUUACUAUCCCACUGUCUUCUGCCUUCAGUUAUUUCUGUUGUGAAGUAAGCUAUCAGCUUAACAGUUGACAUGCCUUUGAAGGUAAUCAACCAUCUUUUUCUCUGGCUGUCUUUAAAAUCUCUUCUUUAUCUCUGUUCUGUAUCACUAUGAUAUGUCUGUGUGCAGAUUUUUUUUUUUUUUCCCCUGAUCCUGCUUGAGAAUCUUUGGGCUUCUUGGAUUGCUAUCCUUUACCAAUUCUGAAAGAUUCUCAGCUAUCACAUUUUCAUUGUCUCUGCUUCAUUUUCUCUCUCUUUCCUUCUAUAACUGGUAACACGUUAAACCUGUUUCAUAUUUAUCUAAUCUUUGUCUCUCUGUGUUACAUUCUGGUAAUUUCUAUAGAAUUUUGUCUAGAUGGAUUUGGGAAAGAACCAAAUAGAGCAUUUAGAAAUCCAGCAGGUGGGUUUAACAGAAUAUUAGAUACAGCUGGGGAGAGACUUUUUAAACUGGAAUAUAGGUCAGAAUGUUUGCUUCUACUGAGUAACUUAGGGACAGUACCAGUUCAGGGCCGUGUUAAAAUUCUCAGCUUAAAGUUUUUUUGACCAGUGUGAUUUGUGCUGCAAAACUUUGUGAAACUCGCUGACUUGUGGUUUUAAAUUAUUAAGGGUGAAUUUUCCCCAUCUCCAUUCAGUGCUGAGAUUCAGAACGGGCAGUCUUCCUUAAUCCCCUUGGUGGGAUUGGAGAAGGGGCGUUUUAUUUUAAGUUCACUGAGGGGUGGCUCUUUGGGAUGUCAACUUUAUGGUCCGGGGUCUCCUGUUUGACCUUUCUUCUUGAGCAGGCUCUGGACUUCUUCUCUGUCCCCCUUGUGGAUUGAAAAGUGAAGCUCUGGGUUUCUGCUUUGACCUAGAUGUUACAAGUCCUGCAUAAGUUUAUUCGUCAAUUUCAGUAGGCAGGCACUUAGUCUUCCACGCCGCCAGAAACAGGCAGGCGCUUAACUUAAACUUUCUUACAUUCCUGACAACACCGUUCCCUUAACAUUGCUGCUGAAGAUCCCUACCUGAGAGUCCUGGGUGUGUUGAGAUAGACACAUGUGGAGGGUUUGGGCAGCAGCCCCUCACCUUCCUCCCAGUAUCACGACUGCCUUUUUGAGAAUAAAGAUAGAAAUUAUGUUGGCAUGAUCUAAGGUUUCCAACCUAUAGGUGGGUAGGAAGUUUUUCAUUUAGAAAGUAGUUUUGAAUCCUAACUUUGUGUGAAUUUUUUCUCAUAUGUUUGUAUAUUGGUUAUAUUUGAUACUUAAGUAAUUCUUUGGUGAUGUUAAAAUAUAUUUGUAUUGACCAGGUUUUGAGUUGUUCUGUUGAGAGGGGUGCUUAUAAUCCUUUGCUUCACUUUUCCCAGAAGAUUCCUCUGUCUGUGGGGUGUCAGGGGUGCCACUGCUGGUACACAGCUAACACCGCUUCAGAUGAAGCAGGUGUUGCACUUUCUGCCAAAUAACAUUACAGCAACCCAUGAGAUCAAGAGUAUUGUUAAUUCCAUUUUAAUGAUGGAAAAACGGAGGUGUCCGAGGGUACCCAGCUGGGAACUGGAAACUAGGGCUCAAAUCCAAAGAGCUCUUGAUUCCUUGCUCUUUCACUUAUCCUGUCUUGCCUCCCUGAGGAACGUGACAUACAUUUUACAAAUGUGUAGGUGUGGUAGGUGUAUAAAAAUCUUACUUUUGUCACAGAAGUCUUUAUGGCAUUAGUAGAGCAUCUUAGCUUAUCUUCCUGUCACAUGCUAUUAACAGGUUUGUCCCUGAAACGUGUAUGUAAAGUGAAAGGUAGCCCCUGGUCAUCACAUGGAGUUAGGAACCACAUACCACGCUGGUCACUGGCCACACAGCUACACGCUGAGAGGCUUCUGCGCAGAAAGCGCUGAGACUCAGGUGCGUGCGGCGGAGGCAGAUGCCAGCAGUGUGACGUGGAAGGUGGGGCAGGGCCCGAGCAGCACAGCGCCGCUCGCCAGGAAGUUGUAAGGAGACCCAGAGGACGUGUGUGAGAAUGGGGUGGCAAGGGUCCUGCAGGAGGUGCGCGUGCACGGCAUGUGAGUCUUGUGUCCAAGCAGCCACGUGCCCCUGGGGGAGGUGGCCUGUGAGGGUGGGCGGGAGCCAAGUCCCACAGAGCCUGACCUGCCAGGAGAGCUUCUCAGGCUUGCCUGGGCUCCCCCCCCAAUAUGUUUCCCGUUGAGCAGGGCUGCGCUGGGGCCGUGAGAACAUCUCAGACAAGUUCCCACGUUGCUGCUGCUCCGAGGCGGGACCCACACCUCGAGAAGCAGCGGCUGGAGGGGCGCCGCGUGGGUGAGGGGCAGUGCCGUGGCUGGCCAAGCCAGCGCCCCGUGGCCCCCAGCUUGGCUCCGCGCCCCAGGCACAGACCAAGGGAUGUGCCGCCCCUUCUUCAGCUGAGGUAGGUAGAAACUUCCAAAAAUAACUACCAAGAAAGUAAGGAUGCCAUAGAAUGCAAAGACGUUAAAAGUGGUGUCACUUACCCCAAAUUCACUUCGACACCCUCACAGGGGUCCUCUUUCACUCCAUAAACACCUGAGCACCUACUGUGUGCUGUCUACUCCACAAAGCACUUGAAGGGGCAGCAGGUGAGGAGGCCCCGCGGGCCUAGCCUUCUGUCCAAUACGGUGGCCGAUAUUUAAACGUAAAUAAGGCUAGAAGUUCUGUUCCUCAGUCGCACUGGCCACAUUUCAGUGCUCGGUCCCGCUGCGUGACUAGCAGCCACUGCGUCGGAUGGUGCAGCACAGGGCGCCUCUCCUCAGGGAGAGCGUCCUGCUGGGCGGCGCUGCUCUCACGGGCUGCGUUGGCUCUGAAGGAGCGGAGUCGGGCCUGGUGAGCCGCCCCGAGCAGACCUCAUCCAGCCUGGGCACUGGUGACAGGGUGGCCACAGGACAGGCAGACGAGAGCAGUUCUCAGUUCUUCUCCUUCAGUGCCACAAGCUCGCGCUCGUGUGCCCCUCAACAAAUCCCUUUCCUUUAGUGCUCCUGAGGGUGACCCAUUGAGACAGAAGGAGAACCAGCUGCAGAAGGACGUCAGCAGGCACUCCCCAACGUCCCAGCCCCCGAGACCCCCGGCGCCCGUGGACACCAAAGGUUCUCAGUAGUUCUGCAGUAAAGGAACCUUGACAGUCAUUUAAGGCCCCCUGGCCCGGGCGUCCCCAUGCCUCCUGCCAGCAUCAGAGCCGCCCAACCUCCCCAGCCGCACACCGAGAACAGGCACACGAGGGGAGCGACAUGUUCUUUUAUUGAUGAGUACUUUCAGUCACACCAACAGCUGACAUCCUGCAUUAUGGUACAGCUUUACACUCAGAGUUCAUCUCAGAAUACCAAAACGUCAUAGAUAGGGGCUGAGGGCGACAGCAGUGGAUCACAGAGCCACCUCCCCCCGAGGCCUCCCUUCACAUCUCCAGGCUCUCCUAGGAGUUUUGGGAAUUAGCAACUAGCUGACCUGUCCUCACCCAGGCCUCCCAGCUGGAGGCUCCGGCGGAAGCCAGCCACACAGAGAAACAGGUUAUGUACAAAAUGGACCCCAACCAGUGAGGCCUCCUCAUCUCAACCCACAUCAAUCAAGAUUAACACUCAGUACAUGUGUGCUUCAUCCAGCGUCUGCAGGCUGCACCCGUGCCUUCAGGCUCUGUUAAGGAGAGUGGUCCUAAAGGCUCGGGCUGGUCUUGGGGGCUCACCAGACUGUUCCUGGAGUUCUCCUACCUGAGGGUCUUCCAGCUGUCCUUUUCCAUGUGGUUCUCGGGACCUUCACUUUCAAAGGAGGCGAUGAAGAGAGCUGAAAGACAAGAAGCCCCUCAGAAGCCAUGUCCACACGCAGUCAGUAUCCUCCCAUCACAGUUACCCCUCCUCAAACCCUCCCUUCUAGGGUGGAGCAAGACCUGGGAAGGAAAUCGCAGACCAAGGAGGCAGUGACUUCUGGCCAGGGCUGGUCCCCAGGUCUCUGCUGCAUGGGUGGGGACCCUGAGACAUUUCCUGGUUCUGCAGCGCUGGCCUAACUCCCUCAAGUGGCCUCAGGAGCCUGAUCGCUUCUCCUGCUUCUCCUUCACCUGCCGUCCGCCCACGGCCCGCCCUCAUGCACUCAGCCCUGCGAGCGGAGCAUCCCCAGCCCAGCAUGGGAAUAACAACCCCGCGAGGGCACCCUGCGUGGGUCAGGGUAACCUUUGCAGCGUGUGGCAGUGGCCCUUACCUUCCUCGCUGUAGAUGGGAGCCGUCAGCAGGCUGACACCUCCCAAACUGGACCAGCUCCACAAGACACACGCUUGCAGAAACUGCAUUCUGUGAUCAAAUACAUCGGAUCAAGGCUGUCAGUCCCUGAGCCACCCAGACAGCCUGGGACCAUGGGAAGCUGAGCCAGGAAAAGGCUGCGCACUGCCUAACCUGGAGCUGUCGGCCUGCUUUUGCUGACCAACUCCUUACUAAUCGUCCCCAGCCCUUUGCUUUAGGCUACAGGUCCUCACUGUAGUCCCGCAGCCAGGUCAGCAGACACACCCAGCACCAGACGGCGCUUGGGGCAGCAGGCCCUCAACAAGGGCCCAGGGCGUGACGGGAGGCUCGGGCUGACGCAGGACGAGGCACGGUGCCCACCUCUAAGACGUCGAACUUGGCCGUCUUGACUUUGGACCACGUUUUCUUCAGCCUCGCCACAGGACUGAGGUUCAUGCCAGCUGCAGGGGGUGACAGGUGGGAUCAGGGCGGGGCAAGGUGGGCCACACAGCCCUGAAGGGGGAGCCCCUGGGGCCCGCGCACUCACAGAUGAUGGCCAUCAUGGAGUUGAAGUUCCCGAUGUUGAAGCACUCUCGGGCCACGUCGAUGAAGAACUCCAGCAUGCGGGUCCGGUGCUUCUUCUUCACCACCUGCAGGGCAGCCAGGCUGCUCCGUGCGGGCCCCCCCGGGGGUCAUCCCUUCCCGCACCAGCCCCCGAGAGGGAGGGCAGCCUGGACGGGAGCUGCCCUGGGCCCUCACAGCUGUUAGAGUCAGGGUGAGGGGAGGCUCGCAGGCUGCGGAGACAGGAAGUGCAGCUGUGGCAUUUUCGAGGCUGGGCAGGAGGGCCGCCUGCGAGGACCAGGGGAGCCCCAGAGGCGCGGGCAGGCCACGCUGGGCACCCGGUGCCGCCACGGAUGGGUCUCCAUUGUAAUUUAAGGCAUCACUGUUGGACGUGGGGCCGUGGAGGGGUUGGCACUUCCAAGGCCCUGGCAAUAAAAGCAUCUUGUCUCCA